Molecule: messenger RNA, 3907 nt
Organism: Tetranychus urticae (two-spotted spider mite)
Lineage: Eukaryota; Metazoa; Arthropoda; Arachnida; Trombidiformes; Tetranychidae
Gene: grh
Product: grainy head
Biological process (GO): regulation of transcription by RNA polymerase II
Cellular component (GO): nucleus
Molecular function (GO): RNA polymerase II cis-regulatory region sequence-specific DNA binding; DNA-binding transcription activator activity, RNA polymerase II-specific
Source: RefSeq, a predicted model, not a curated record
GGAAGAAGAGAGAAGAGAGGGAGAAAAGGAGAAGAGGAUUAAAUUUAAAGACAGAGAAAAUGAAGAGAAGAGCAAGGAAAAUAGACAGAGAAAAAGAGAAAGAGAAGAGGAAUAAGAAGGCGUCAAAAACCUUUUUUUGUUGAAAAUGUUUUACUUCUCAAGAAGUAACCCGCCUUUGGCCGUCUCUUAAGGCGUUUUGCUUUUCCUCUUAAAAUGCCUUACUUCAACCCAUCUAAUGCAUGGAUGCAUUUUAUCAUCAUCAUUAUCAUCAGUACCUAGUGAGAAUCUCGGAAAAGGAAAAACCUGUUUCACUGUUGUGUGACUCAAAUGAAAAUGAAAAUAUCCGAGUCAUCAUCGCCAUCAUCUCCGUCACCAUCACCAUCACCAUCAACAACAAUAUACACAGUGAAUAUAAAGGAGGAACCAUUGGACUCUUCUAUGCCUCCGCUUGCUUCACCCGCCACAGUGGUUAACGUAGCCACUUGCAAUAACAAUUCAGCAUCGAAAACUCGUGAGCUUGAACCUUCCCCACCGGCCACUGUCAUUUCACUGGCGCCCGCUCAACCCUAUCCUGGAACACAAUUAACUUUUGCUGCUCCAGCGUAUGAUAUUGAACCGAAUGGUGCUUACACUGUUCAAGUGUCAGAUGUUGCCUCACAAUAUGCCACAGUAGCUCAAGGAACAGCAGGUCGUGUCGCUAAUAAUGGAACCGUUUACCUGACAACAGAUUAUAUAACUUAUAGUGAUUAUUACCCUGCCAUUACUACUGCUGGUGUGACUGGAUCAGGUUCAACAACAAACCAUGAUCAGGCACUUUUACCUGUUUCCGGUUCAACGGUAGAUCAUUCAACAACCAUAACGGUUACCUCACCCAACCUAACAUCACCCGUCUCUGGGACUGGAGAGUCAAAUUCAAACUCAUCAACACCAUCAACUGUAGGAAACGGAGGAAGCAAAGCUUCCGGCGGAAAGCGAUCAUGGAAUGAAUAUAACCGAAACUCUGAAGUAGAUAAAGUGCAAAUACCAAAAAUAUUCUCGGAUGUCGGUUAUAAAUAUUAUCUAGAAUCUCCCAUUUCGACAAGCCAAAGAAGAGAAGACGAUAGGAUAACUUAUAUCAAUAAAGGUCAAUUUUAUGGAAUAACUUUAGAGUAUAUACCUGAUGCAGGUAAUCCUUUAAAAAGUGCCACUGUUAAGUCUCUGGUAUUGUUGGUAUUCAGGGAGGAAAAGUUACAUGAAGAUGAGAUUAAAGCAUGGCAAUUCUGGCAUAGUCGACAACAUUCAGUGAAACAACGAAUUCUUGAUGCCGAUACUAAAAAUUCAUCUGGAAUCAUAGGUCCAAUUGAAGAGGUUACACACAAUUCAAUUGCUUUUUAUUGGAAUCCUUUAGAAGGUCCAGCAAAGAUUAACGUUGCUGUUCAAUGUUUGAGCACUGAUUUCAGCAAUCAAAAGGGUGUCAAGGGUUUACCUUUACAUCUACAAAUUGAUACUUUUGAUGAUUUCCGAGACGGUAGUUUACCUAUUCAUCGAGGUUAUUGUCAAAUUAAAGUCUUCUGUGAUAAGGGUGCAGAAAGAAAGACUCGAGAUGAGGAAAGAAGAGCUGCCAAACGUAAACUAACUGCAACUGGAAAUCAAUCCUAUUUAGAUGGGCGCAAAAAGAUCGAGGAAAUGUACCAUCCACCAUGUGAUAGGUCAGAAUUUUAUACAAUGUCUGAUCGAACCAAACCUCCUGUCUUGUUUACACCAAGUGAGGAUCUUGAUAAGAUAACCACAGGCGAUAUGAGCUUUUACUCAAGCCAACAUUCAACUGGAGACUUGAACACUGCAGGAUAUGAUUCACCUACCCAUUUACCCAUCAUAACUCCACCAGGAUCCUCUGGAACAGCUUCACCAGGAAUAAUUGACAAAAGAAAACGAAGUGCCGAUCCUAUUUCCGCCAAUCUGGAAAUGGUUGUAACUCAGCCUCCACCUAAAAGGGACAAAGUUUAUCCUCCAGAUCGAUUGUUGCUAUAUGCUAAACAGGAAAACGAAGAAAUAUUCCAUCCAUUGCACAUUGUCCCUCCAACACUGGUCGGUUUAGCGUUAUCUAUUCAGAAAAAGUACAAAUUGGAAGCUAAGAAUAUAAGACAUUUCUAUAAAAGAUGUUUGAAAGGAAUUACCCUGCUAAUGGACGAUGAACUGGUUAAAUUAUACUGUAACGAGGACACCGUAUUGUUACAAGUGCACCAAGUAGACGAGCAGACUCAUGAUAUAACUCUAGUGGAGUAUGAUAGUUCAACCAAUGCCUAACCAAUGCUUGAUCAACUCAACUCAUGCGCAACUAAAAACAAAAGAAACAUGUUAAACAUUAAAAGCACAUAAACAAAACUACUCGGGCUAAAAAGACGGGCUAAGAAAACACGGGAUCAAUCUUUUUACUCAUGUUGGAAACAAAUUAUCAGAUAAUAUACAACACAAAUUAACAUCAACUUAAUAUUCAUCAUGAUCAUCACUACCAUUGUCAUCAAUAUUUCACCAUCACUUGACCAUCUCAUUCACCCAAAAUCAACUUUAUCCUUUUUUUUGUGUCUACAACAAAACAAAUUGAAUCUCCUUUAUAAUCAACAUAUGUCUUCCUCUAAUCAUUUUUCCCUCUAAUCAUCAUUAUACCAUUUUCAUCUUCAUGUUCAUGUUCACUAUUAUUACCAUCAUCGCCAAUCGACUUUUUUGUCUCCCUUUACAUCACCUCUUCAUGAUCCUUAAGCAAUUAAUAGUAAUGUCCACCUUUUGUCCUCUUUUUUUCCUAUGACAAGAAUGUAUUAACGAAAUUAUUUUGCAUUUUUGGUUAGCAAAUUCCGUCCUCUUUUUUUGUCUAAAUCAACUCUUUCAUGAAAGACCACAUUUGGAAGAACAAAUUUCCGAAGGAAAGGAAAGGCCUUUUCCACCUUCUGACCAGAAUCCAUUGAAAUAAAACACAAGCUUGCCUUAAUCUUGAGACCUUUGAGAUUCCUUGAAAACCAACUCCAUUGAAAUACUUAAGGACUUUGCUACUCAAAUGCAAAAUUUUUACACUUAUUUUCCAUGCAACUCAUUUACUGAGUUUUCUUUAUCUUUUUUUUCUUCUCUCGAUUAUAUUUAUACCUUUAACUGAAAAAUGUGUCAUCCUGAUAAAAAAGCUGAAAAUCUGGUUUACUAUUAUAAAGAGAAAUGAUAUUUUGUAUUUCAUUUGUCAGAUACACAAACAUGUAAAAACAAAGCAACGAUCAGUAAUCGAUUCUAAUCAAAUGAAACUGAAAGGUUUUCCUCGUCAGAUUUAAAUUGAAAAGUAAUUAAUUAAUUAUUAUAUUUUGUAUGUAAUAUGAACUUAUUUCUAUUUUUUUCCUCAAUCUCUAAUUUUGUCCAAUUCCUUGAGAUAAAAGCUCAUCUUUUUUGUACUCUCUUGUCCUCCCAUCUCUUCCCAACUCUUGCCUACUAAGUGUUUAAAUUAAUUACUGUUGGAUUCCCAAACCAAUUACACUUUGUACGUCUUAACAAUUACAAUUGUGACCCUUUAAUACCGUUAAAACCGUUAAUAAUGAUAAUAAGCAUAAAAGGCCGGAAGAGCAACAAAAAAAAUGAUUCAACCCAAUGGAAACAAAUGACCGGUGGAAACAUCAGUUUUGUUACUUACAUUUUGUUCCCUCAUUAAACUAAAUUAAUCAUAUUGUAAAUGUGCGCAAAGAUGAAUUAAUGAUAAAAAAGCGUAAGACUAAAGAGAUUCACUGAUUGAUUCACUUUCUCAUGCUAAUUAUAUUAACUAUCUUUAGGUGCUGGGAAUCAAGUGCAUCUUCAAUUCACCAAUUGAAUCAAUAAUUAAAAUACAAUGUCCAUAUAACCUGACUUUUUUCCUCGACAAUUAUAAUUAUUAAUAAAACCACUUCUAUUACCAUUA